Molecule: messenger RNA, 4486 nt
Organism: Lepus europaeus (European hare)
Lineage: Eukaryota; Metazoa; Chordata; Mammalia; Lagomorpha; Leporidae
Gene: PLEKHA5
Product: pleckstrin homology domain containing A5
Exons: 27
Coding region: 81-3623 (1180 amino acids)
Cellular component (GO): cytosol
Molecular function (GO): phosphatidylinositol-3-phosphate binding; phosphatidylinositol-4-phosphate binding; phosphatidylinositol-3,5-bisphosphate binding
Source: RefSeq, a predicted model, not a curated record
UUCGCUCGCUCCCUCCUCCCUCGCCAGCCGCGGCGGCAGCAGGAGAAGGCGGCGGCGGCGGCGGCGGCUGGGGAUCAGACAUGGCGGCGGAUCUGAACCUGGAGUGGAUCUGCUCGCUGCCCCGGUCCUGGACUUACGGGAUCACCAGGGGCGGCCGAGUCUUCUUCAUCAACGAGGAGGCCAAAAGCACCACCUGGCUGCACCCGGUCACCGGCGAGGCCGUGGUCACCGGACACCGGCGGCAGAGCACAGAUUUGCCUACUGGCUGGGAAGAAGCAUAUACUUUUGAAGGUGCCAGAUACUAUAUAAAUCACAAUGAAAGGAAAGUAACGUGCAAACAUCCAGUGACAGGACAGCCAUCGCAGGACAAUUGCAUUUUUGUAGUGAAUGAACAGGCUGUUGCAACCAUGACAUCUGAAGAAAAGAAGGAACGACCUAUAAGUAUGAUAAAUGAAGCUUCUAACUAUAAUGUGACAUCAGAUUAUGCAGUACAUCCAAUGAGCCCUGUAGGCAGAACUUCACGAGCCUCAAAAAAAGUUCAUAAUUUUGGGAAGAGGUCAAAUUCAAUUAAAAGGAACCCUAAUGCACCUGUGGUCAGACGAGGUUGGCUUUAUAAACAGGACAGUACUGGGAUGAAGCUGUGGAAGAAACGCUGGUUCGUGCUUUCUGAUCUUUGCCUUUUUUAUUAUAGAGAUGAGAAGGAGGAAGGCAUCCUGGGAAGCAUUCUGUUGCCUAGCUUUCAAAUAGCGAUGCUUACCUCUGAUGAUCACAUCAACCGCAAAUACGCUUUUAAGGCAGCCCAUCCAAACAUGCGGACCUAUUAUUUCUGCACUGAUACAGGAAAGGAAAUGGAGUUGUGGAUGAAGGCCAUGUUAGAUGCUGCCCUGGUGCAGACAGAACCUGUGAAAAGAGUGGACAAGAUUGCAUCUGAAAAUGCACCAACUAAGGAAACCAAUAACAUUGCCAACCACCGAGUGCUGAUUAAGCCAGAGGUCCAGAACAACCAAAAAAACAAGGAAAUAAGCAAACUUGAAGAAAAAAAGGCACUAGAAGCUGAAAAAUACGGAUUUCAGAAGGAUGGUCAAGAUAGACCUUUAACAAAAAUUAAUAGCGUGAAGUUGAAUUCUGUAUCAUCUGAAUAUGAUGGCGGGUCAGCGUGCCCAGCUCCAACAGCACACUACAGAGCAGUCAGUGUGAACAGUUCAGAGAACAAAACAGUCAAUGUCAGCUUGGCAGACCUGAGAAGUGGCAACCCCCCAAAUACAGGGCCCCUGCACACAGAGGCUGACCGAGUCAUACAGAGAACAAAUUCAAUGCAGCAGCUGGAGCAGUGGAUUAAAAUCCAGAAGGGGAGGGGUCAUGAGGAAGAAACGAGGGGAAUAAUUUCUUACCAAACAUUACCCAGAAAUAUGCCGAGCCACAGGGCCCAGAUUAUGGCCCGCUACCCUGAAGGUUACAGAACGCUCCCGAGGAACAGCAAGACCAGACCUGAAAGCAUCUGCAGCGUGAACCCUUCGGGCCACGACAAGACCCUGGGUCCUGGAGCGGAGGAGAAGCGCAGGUCAAUGAGAGACGACACCAUGUGGCAGCUCUACGAGUGGCAGCAGCGCCAGUUCUACAAUAAGCAGAGCACCCUCCCUCGACACAGUACUUUGAGUAGCCCUAAAACCAUGGUUAAUAUUUCUGACCAGACCAUGCACUCCAUCCCCACGUCACCUUCCCAUGGGUCCAUGGCUGCUUAUCAGGGUUACUCCCCUCAACGCACCUACAGAUCAGAGGUGUCCUCGCCCAUCCAGAGAGGAGAUGUGACGAUAGAUCGCAGACACAGGGCCCAUCACCCUAAGCAUGUCUAUGUACCUGACAGAAGGUCAAUGCCAGCUGGCCUAGCUUCACAGUCCGUCAGUCCCCAGAGCCUGCAAGGCAAAACGCUGUCACAAGAUGAAUGUAGAGGCACAUUAUACAAAUACAGACCUGAAGAAGUAGAUAUUGAUGCCAAAUUAAGCCGAUUGUGUGAACAAGAUAAAGUGGUCCAUGCUCUGGAAGAGAAACUCCAGCAGCUCCACAAGGAGAAAUACACGCUUGAGCAAGCUUUGCUAUCAGCCAGCCAAGAGAUAGAAAUGAAUUCAGAUAACCCAGCAGCCAUUCAGACGGUGGUGUUACAGAGAGACGAUUUGCAAAACGGACUGCUUAGCACGUGUCGGGAACUCUCUCGGGCCACUGCCGAGCUAGAGCGAGCAUGGCGAGAAUAUGAUAAGUUAGAGUAUGACGUAACUGUUACCAGGAACCAGAUGCAAGAACAGCUGGAUCGCCUUGGUGAAGUUCAGACUGAAUCAGCGGGAAUUCAGCGUGCACAGAUUCAGAAAGAACUUUGGAGAAUUCAAGAUGUCAUGGAGGGGUUAAGUAAACACAAACAGCAGAGAGGUGCUGCAGAAACAGGUAUGGCAGGAUCAAAACCUUUCUCAACAGUUAAGUACAAAAAUGAGGAAGAGGAAGUAGUCCCACCUCGUCCUCCACUUCCUCGGUCCUAUGACUUUACAGAGCAGCCUCCCAUAAUCCCCCCUCUGCCCAGUGAUAGCAGCUCCUUGCUCUGUUAUAGCAGGGGCCCAGUGCAUCUACCUGAAGAGAAGAAGAUUCAUCAAGUUCAAGGAUAUCCAAGAAAUGGAUCUCACUGUGGUCCAGACUAUAGACUGUACAAGAGUGAGCCAGAGCUAACCACAGUGGCAGAAGUUGAUGAGUCUAAUGGAGAAGAAAAGUCAGAACCUGUCUCAGAGAUGGAAACUCCAGUUGUUAAAGGUUCCCACUUUCCUGUUGGGGUCGUUCCUCCAAGAACAAAAUCUCCAACACCCGAAUCGUCAACAAUAGCUUCCUAUGUAACCUUAAGGAAAACGAAGAAGAUGCUGGAUCUGAGAACGGAAAGACCAAGAAGUGCAGUGGAACAGCUCUGUCUGGCUGAAAGUACUCGACCCAGGAUGACGGUUGAAGAGCAGAUGGAAAGAAUAAGGAGACAUCAGCAAGCAUGCCUGCGGGAGAAGAAAAAAGGAUUCAGUGUCCUUGGUGCUUCAGACCAGUCACCCUUACAGAGUCCUUCAAGUCUAAGGGAUAAUCCAUUUAGGGUUACCCAGACUCGCAGGAGGGAUGAUAAUAUGAAGGAGCCUGCCAGCGGAGACAGUGAAGAGAAACCCAACCACGAAACUCCUGUGGAGGAUAUUGUCCGACUAAAAGAAGCUGAACGCCAAGACACAGGCUUCAGCAAAGAGCUGAAAAGAACUGAAACUGUUUUCUACGAGAUGCUUUUCAAGCCUGAGCCCAAUGGAGUAAACUCUGAGGAAGUGGUGGAUAAAGAGAGAGACAAAAAGGAAAUGGCUGAGGAUGCUACAUGCAGCCCUCAAGAUGAGACAGCAGUCACAAAUCAUAAACCAGAAGAGCAUCCUGAAGAAGCCGCAAAGGACAGUCUUCAUGAACAGGAGGAAGCCCUGACUCCCUGCGAGCCAACGCCGGAGGUUUCACGAGGAAGCCCGGCAGCGGCAGUGAAAAGUCCCUCCCUGUCCCCGGAGUCCUCGGCGUCCCCGGUGCCGUCCGCUCAGCCGCAACUCCCGGAAGGAUCGCAUUUCAUGUGUGUGUAGUCUCGGAACUACACCGACGCCUGCUGAAGCCAUUCAGAGCUGCAGACCUGGACCUUCAGCAAUGUAAGAAGAGGUUGUACAGCAUAUUUUAAAUCUAUGAAAUUCAUAGUUCUGAUGCUUUUGGCCACGGAGCAUCAUUUUAUCACUUCUGGAAAAUGUUUAUUCCAAAACAGCUUUAACGGCCCAUAUGUACACUCCGUAAUCUCAAGGUUAUUCCUCGGACACCAGCUUGCUGCUAUGUUUCAGAGCACAUCCGUAAAGGUGCUUCUCAGUGUGCGGUCCACAGCCAGAGCUUAGUUAGUUGCUGAUUUCCAGGGUUUGAUGUUUCUUAAGUCUAGGUGAAUUCAUGCUUCCUUUUGCUUUUCAUUACAUACAGUUACUUCUUAUUUCCAAUGAAACUUGUUUUCCUUUUUUUUUUUUUUAUUCCUUCUCAUUUUGGCUACUGCAGUGCUUUGUUCCACACUUGAUUUGUAAAAAUUAUAUAUAUAUACAUAUAUAUAUAUAUUUAAAAUGUGCCAUUUUAUUACUGCUAAGUGACAACGUCCCAUUCUCCGCUAUAAUUCUUCCUCGGUCAGAUUGCAAUGUCCAGUUACUGCCACACUCUCGUCAGCUUAAACACAAAUGUUAUCGCUUACCUUUUCUUAAAAAAAAAAAAAAAAAAGUGUAGGUAAUUUGAAGUACUGGGUCUCUACUUCAUUGGAAUAGUGUGUACAGCAAUAAGCAGGUUUUCAAAUCCAGUACUUAGUUUGUGUACAAAUGUAAUUAUGUUCAUUGUGUAUAUAUUAUACAAUGAGCACAUGUAAUGUAUUAAAGGCUACUUACUAUUGUUUAAAUGCAAAUGUUCAUAUCUCAUUUCUUUUUUA